UUGCAACGCAAGGAAGCAGAACCUGUUUCCCCUUGCACAACCAGAUCAGAGAAGUAGAUCAGGGAAACCUCCAUGCACAAACCCAACGUCCCCAUACACGGGUUUAAACCUCACGUUAAACAUCACGUCCCCAAUAAGACUAUUCCUAGUCGGAGGGGGAAGGAUCCCCGCACCCUAGUAAGGCUCACGGACGGCCGCUACGAUAGACCAUCUAGUACGGCAAACGUCGCAUCGUCCACAGUGGUAUACACAAGCCCCUACAACACGAGCUCUUCCAACGCCAACGUCACCCACGCCUCGGACCAACGCAUCCGCUCGGCAACCACGCCAACUUUCACACCAUUAUCCCUACGCAGCUUACCCACCAGCCUCGCAUGCACCGCCUCUGCCUCCAGAGACACCUACCCGUCCCAGUUAUCAGCCACGCCUCCCGCGAGGAAUCCAAAAGGGUGAGAAGAGAAAGAGUGAGAGCACGACAACGACUAAUGCGUAUACUCACCAUCGCCAGCGCAUCCACCACUAAAGCACACUAAGCACGGUGCUCCGCCUCCUCAACCACGGGGGCAGGCCGCUCCACCGUCCCAACCGGCCGCUCCAUCCUCUCGCGAGGGUACCACGGACAAAGAGACGUAAAAGGUAGCCACCACCACCUCCGUAGCCACUAGUCCCUAGUCAGGUUGGUUGCCCCCCCAACCCGGAGCCGUACUCCAACGUACCGAGAGAGGAGAGGAAAGGGAAGAAGACGCGACCACGCGAGAAUAGGUAGGGGAAACCGUCCCUAUAUACCCCUCCUCCACGGGGUAUAAGUGUAUGCACGGACCCUCUCCUCUAAUAAGAGAA
Paraphaeosphaeria sporulosa is the source of this 840-nucleotide messenger RNA. RefSeq lists its product as uncharacterized. The transcript has a single exon. The record is from RefSeq and is a predicted model, not a curated record. The coding region runs from base 73 to 453 and encodes 126 amino acids. NCBI's taxonomy places the organism in Eukaryota, Fungi, Ascomycota, Dothideomycetes, Pleosporales, Didymosphaeriaceae.